UUUUCUCUCCUUUUUGAUUUUUGAUUUUUUUUCUUUUUUAGAAAAUGUGCGACGCGUCUCUUUUUGUCGUGUGCUUGAAUAGGUUUUAAAAGGAGGAGGGGUUGUGGUGUGGGUUAUAAUCUGCUAUAUAUAGUUUACGUCUUUUUCAAUGGGUUUUUUGUUUACAGAUGUGUCCUCGUAGUUUGUUUUAUCUUUAGAUGCUACCCUGUAUCUUUUCUUUAUUUCGGUUUCGUUCUCUCUGCUGUAUGACAGCGGAGGUUUUCAAAUUAUUUGUGUGUCCCACUUGUCUACAGAUAUUUUUGCUAUUUAACCACUAUAUAAAAUUAGUUUUUCCCUAUUUGUUUUGCCUAUUACACUGUUUCGACAAAUUGAGCAUUAUUGAAAUUGGAAAAGAGUAGAUCCAAGGUACAGUUUUUUUUUAUUUAGAUAUUUUGAAUUUAGUGAUUGGCUAAAUUAUCGGUUUUGUUCUUAUGGAUAAGUACAAUAAUAUGCAUAAUCAAAACAAGUUUGACUGUGUAAGACAGAUCAUACAUACAAGAGUGGUGUAAUUGUAACGGCCGGCUUACAUAAAAGUUGGGCUCUUUCUGUACUUACAAAAGGCCCAUCAUUUUCAAUAUAACAAAACAAAUAUUUUAAUGAAUAAAGGACUUAAUACAUUUUCAAAAUUCUUAAACCUAAUUUAUUCAAGUUGUUCUCUACUUUUUGAGCAAGUUUUUGUUAAAAUUUUAAGCAGCUUUUUAAGUCUAGGGAUUUAAAUUUACGGCUUAAGAUAUAUUACUAGAUCUUGACCCUUUAUUUUCACUUUUAUAUGCUAUUUAUUUUAAAUCAUUAAUAAUGUAUAUUUUUAAUUUUAAUCAUAUAUUUAAAUGUUUAUAUAACUAUUUCAAAUAAAAUAAUUUAUAGUUUACAUGCUGUAAGUAAUAUUAUUAUUGUAUAUACAAAAGUCUAAACCAUGUGUUAUUUGAAAUACAUUUAGAGUCCUACCAUUAGUUAGUGUUGCGAGAAGUUGUUCUGAAACUGUUUUUCAGAAACACUGUAUUCCUACGAUUUAUGACUUUUCGAUAAACUGUAUGUGAUCAAACUAUACUACUAAUUAAUAAUUGAUCGAUUAUGGUAUAAAUACAUGAUUAUUAGGCUUUGGGGCCAAAAGCGGGGAAUGGUUAGGCUGGUGGCACCCACUAGUAUGCUUUCAUCUCACAAUGUAGCCACUAUGUCUGGGGUUCGGCUCAACGAUCCAGUUUAUUGGAGUGAAAUAAGCUUCUUAUAGUUUACAAAAAAAAAAAAAAAAAAAAUAAAAAUAAAAAAUAAGCUUCUUAUUUUUCUUUGUCACGAAAUAAGCUUAUGUCCCAAGCUUGUGAAGAACAUAUAUAAAAAGAAAAGCUUUUGGACCCCAAAAAGCAUUAUGUACAAGUACAAUACACUGAACCAGGCUUCGAGAACAUAAGAAAAGUAUUAAUUUUCUGGAAAACAAGGAAAGGCGCACACACACACAAAAGGAAAAGAAAAAAAAAGAAGAAGCAAUUAUAUGCACAAUGUCUUUUACUGGUAUAUAAUAUGUUUAAAGUGGAUUUCUUGAAAUUUUUGUGAUGAAUACACACACACGAAAAAAAGAAGAAGCAAUUAUAUGCACACAAUGCCUUUUACUGGUAUAAAAUGUUUAAAGUGGAUUUCUUGGAAAUUUUGUGCUAGCCUAAAAUAUCAUCCUAAAGUGGAUACAAUCGUGUAUAUUAUUUUAACCCAAAUGUGUCAUGACACGUUUACAUUUUCAGCGACUCCAUGCAAUAUUCAGGAUAUGAUUGGCAACAAAAACUACAAAUAAUGUAGAUGGUUUACAAGCACAUGUCGACCCACGAAAAAUAUAUAUUGUGGAUUCAUAUCAAUAAGACAACGUAAUUUUUUUUGAUUUUGGUGUUGUCUUAGUAUUCUCUAAUUUACGGUUCAAUACAUAAUUCGAAGACUGGCAAAAAAAAAAGAUAACUCAAAUUAAGCUAAAAUAGAUGAAGCCGUGUCCUGGAGGUAUUGAUACGAUCCAAAUAAUUCAUUAAAAAUUUCUCUCUCGAACUCUUUUAAAAUUUUAGAAUAAUCUAAAGUUGAAAACAUCUUUUCAUAUUAGAAAAAUCAAAGUUAUAGAAAAAUUAACAUACUUUAAAUCGAUUACUUAACUCGGUUUAAAAAGCUUUUAAUACUUUAUAUGUACAGUAUUUCUCUCUUUCCGUCUUUUCGCUAAUUACUCAUCAUUUACCUCGUGUUUUAGAAAUACACUCAAAGAAAAAGCGACCUCUAGCCUUCAUUUUCUAAGCAUUAAACCUCUUCACUCACUACACGUAUUUAAUACCUUCGACCCGUCCACAAAAUUUCAUCGGUCUCUUACCAUAACAAAAAAGAAACACAAACUCCAAGUCUUCAAGAGAAGACUCAAGACAACUCAAAAGUCUCUUCCGUACAUAGCCAUGUCUCUACUAUGUAAGAAACCUAAAUCUGGUCGACUCUCGAGAUUCAUGUCAGAGUUUCACCAAUCUCCAAAACGUGGCGGGAUCAUGGUCGUUGAAACUGGCUUCCCAACUUCUCUGGUCGAUCUCUUCUUCAAGAAUCGCGAUCGUCUAAAAAAGUAUUCCUCUAAAACUAAACGCAUCCAACGCUUGAUCGAGACCGCUCCAAACGCUUCUUUGCCAGUUAAUCCAGACGCGAGUCUAGAAACGCCGGUAACGUCGAGGAGUAAGAUCGAGAAAGUAAGUUUCGUCGGCAGUCAAAAGCACACGAGUGAAAAUAACGUUUGCGUUUGCGGCGAUGGAACCGGCGCCUUUGUUUUGAUGGCUUUUAAGCUUUUUAUAGUGGCGGUGCUUGCCUUGAGCACGCCGAAGAGCCUCACUAUGGGAGUCACUCUCUGCGCCUUCGCGCUUCUCUUUACAGAGAACGUGGCGACGCGUAUUCUCACGCGUUUCAAGCUCUGCAACACCGACGUUAGAAAAGAAAAGCCACUCGCUUCAACACACGACGAUAGGUUGAUUUCUUGUUCCGAGGAAACAGGGACAAUAGGUGUAACAAAGAACUCGAAUUCGGAUGAGAAAACGAGAAGCAAAAGUUCGAGACUCAAAUCGAAGAUUCUGAAAAAGCUGAGGAGUUACAAGAAGAAGAAGGAUAAAACGAUUGUGAUCGAAGAAGAGAUUUUGACUGAUGUGUCAAGCGUCGAGGACUCUGAGAGAGACGAGGAGAAGUCGAAUCAACCAUUGAUAGAAUCAAAAGGAGAUAACAUGGAUGGGACUGUUGUGAUCGUGAUUGUGCUUACAGGUCUGUUAAGUGGAAAGAUCGCAGCUAUUGGUUUGACACUAUCCUGUCUGUAUCUCGGAUUCGGAGCAGCCAAAAGAUCUGGUUUUUGCAAAUAAAAAUUCUUUUCUUUUUUCUUACAAACAUUGGAGAAUUGGUGUGGUGAUCAUUGAUUAAUGAUCGUUUAUGUACUUAGAGAUUAGUUUAACAUCUACUGUUUGUUUGCGUUUAUGACCUUAUGUUUAAUUUUUGUUGAUUGAUCUUAAACGUAAAUUUUAAACAAAAAUAUUUAAUGAUAUGUUGGCGUUUGGCGCGCUUUUGUUUAUAUUAUGCAGAAGUGGAAGCAUAAAGUAUUUCUGUAUUUCAAAACCAGUUAUCAAAAAAUAUAAACACAAAUGCAAAGUUAAAUGUAAACAAUGGUUUCUUGAAGAAAGCAAAGCUAUUAGACCAUCUCCAACCCACCUCUAUUUCUAUCUCUAUAUUUUCCCUUAAAAUAGAGAAACUCUAUUAUAGAGGUGAAAAUGCUCCAAUGUAUGCCUCUAUAAUAGAGUUCCUCUAUUUAUAGAGGAAAAUAUAGAGAUAUGAUAUUUUCACCUCUAAAUAUAGAGGCAAAAAGUAACUUUCCUCUAUAUUUUUCUCUAAAAUAGAGAAACUCUAUUAUAGAGGCAUACAUUGGAGCAUUUUUACUUCUAUAAUAGAGAUCUCUAUUUUAGAGAAAAUUAUAGAGGUGGACAUUGGAGAUGCUCUUAGUAUUAUAAAAUUUAUAAUGGUGGAAGCUGGUUCAAAAGUUGCUCCAGAAAAUAUAUCAACACAAAAGAAUCUGUGAGGCAAUAUAUUUAACUAUUUAUCUUUUAUAUAUUAAUUGAGAAACAUUAUAACAUUAUUUUGUAGCCAUGUGUCACCACGGGGAUGAAAUUCAGAAUUUUUAGAGAAAUAUAUUGGUCCAUCUUAACUUAUAUUAUAUUUUUUUUAUUAAACUAACUAUUAAAUUGAUAAAUAGUGUACACAAGAAUAUUCCUGUACUUUUCUUAAAUAAAAGCUACGGAAUUGUCUAAUAUGGUUAACGUAUUAAUGAUGGUUAAAAAACAAUUAAUGAUUAUAAAUAAUAAAUAUUUGAUUACAAUUUUUGUAUCUUAGCUCUUUUUUAAUUUUAUAUUAUUAAAAGAUAUUAAACAACCACAUUAACCAUAUAAUAAAAAAUUAAUAUUUUCUUAUAUGUUAUAUUUUGAAUCUUUAAAAUGACUACAAAUUACUAAAAUCGUUAAAUGUCUCACACUAAAAUUUUGUGAUCAAUGGUUUAACUUUUUUGGUAAUAACAAGAUACAAAUGAUCAUAAAUUGUAUGAAUAUAAAUUCUCAUUUACUAUAUAGACAUUUAAAUUAUAUAUUAAUAUAGUUUAAAAUUAAACUAUAUAACAUA
Molecule: messenger RNA, 4683 nt
Organism: Brassica rapa (field mustard)
Lineage: Eukaryota; Viridiplantae; Streptophyta; Magnoliopsida; Brassicales; Brassicaceae
Source: RefSeq, a predicted model, not a curated record